UGCUAUAAUAAGUGUUGGAGCCGCCCCGGAGGCUCUGCUCUCCAGCAGUGAGACACACACACACACACACACAGAGAGAGUUUGGCUUCAGUAUCAGUGUCAGCCCUGAGCAGGACUCGGGGUUAGGAAUGUCAAUAUGGCUGCAGACAUCGGAGAGCUGUUGGUGCCCUAUAUGCCAACCAUCAGAGUGCCCAGAGCGGGGGACAGGGUCUACAAGAGCGAGUGCGCCUUCUCCUUUGACUCUCCAGAAUCUGAAGGAGGUCUGUAUGUGUGUAUGAGCACAUUUCUUGGGUUUGGAAGAGAACACGUAGAGAGACAUUACCGGAAGACGGGACAAUGUGUCUACAUGCAUCUGAAACGAACUGUAAAAGUGAAACCCACUGGAGCAUCAGGUGGGGCACUGCCAAAGAGAAGAUCACCUAAGGUGUUUCUGGAUCUGGAACAGAACAAAGAUAUGAACCAUGAAGAUUAUGAAUAUGAAGAUGAAGCUAAACUCAUCAUAUUUCCUGAUCACUACGAGAUUCCUUUGCCUAACAUAGAGGAGUUGCCAGCACUGGUCACGAUAGCCUGUGACGCUGCCCUCACAGCUAAAUCCCCGUACAGGAGGCAGGAACCGGAAUUGUGGGAAGAGGAGCUGAAAGACUCGAAACACGCAAACAGCCUCCAACAACUGAACAAUAGUGUCAGAAUCCCACCCAGUGGCUGGAAAUGUUCCAGGUGCAACCUCAGGGAGAACCUGUGGCUGAACCUGUCAGACGGCUCCAUAUUGUGUGGGAAAUGGUUCUUCGAUGGGAGCGGUGGGAACGGACAUGCCUUGGAACACUACCGAGAGACGAGCUACCCUCUGGCUGUGAAGUUAGGCACCAUUAGCCCAGACGGGGCAGAUGUGUACUCGUUUGCGGAGGAGGAGGUGGUCCUGGACCCCAGUAUUGCUGAGCACUUGAUGCACUUUGGUAUCGACAUGCUGAGAAUGCAGACGUCAGAAACUGUCAAGCUCGACAGUGACAUCAAGCAGCGGAUCAGUGAAUGGCAGGUGGUCCAGGAGUCCGAGAUGAAGUUGAAGCCAAUCUAUGGCCCAGGAUACACAGGCAUCAGGAACCUCGGGAACAGCUGCUAUCUCAGCUCCGUCAUGCAAAUCAUCUUCAGCAUCCCAGACUUCCAGAGAAGAUAUGUUGGAAACCUCCAAAGAAUAUUUGACUAUUCCCCACUGGAUCCAACGCAAGACUUUGAAACGCAGAUGACUAAGCUAGGGCACGGACUUCUCUCAGGUCACUACUCCAAACCCCCAGUGAAAUAUGACAUUAUUGAGCAGCCGAUGAAAGAAGCCUACAAGCCUCAGCUACAGGGGAUUGUUCCCCGGAUGUUCAAGGCCUUGGCUGGGAAAGGACAUCCUGAAUUCUCAUCCCAUCGGCAGCAGGAUGCCCAGGAAUUCUUUAUGCACUUAGUGAACCUGAUCGAGAGGAACAGAAAUGGUUCAGAUGAUCCCAGUGACGUGUUUCGCUUUAUGGUUGAAGAACGUGUCCAGUGUUGCCAGUCCAGAAAAGUCAAAUACACCCAGAGGGUCGAUUACCUGAUGCAACUCCCUAUUGUGUUACAGGCGGCUACGAACAAAGAGGAACUCAUAGCAUAUGAGACGAAGAGAAGAGAAGCUGAGAUUAGCAAACGGCCUCCGCCAGAGCCGGUCCGUGCCAGGAUCCCAUUCACUGCCUGUCUCCAGGCCUUCGCAGAACCAGAAAACGUGAAUGAAUUCUGGAGCAGCGCACUCCAAGCUAAAUCAGCAGCAGUCAAAACGUUCCACUUUGCCUCAUUUCCUGAAUACUUGGUUAUUCAAAUCAAAAAAUUUACCUUUGGUGUGGACUGGGUGCCAAAGAAAUUAGAUGUCUCCAUAGACAUGCCUGACCUACUAGACAUCUCCUUUUUAAAAGCCAAGGGUUUACAGCCCGGAGAGGAGGAGCUGCCUGAUAUUACUCCACCCAUCGUCUUCCCAGAUAGACACAAAGAUCACCCGUUGAACCAUUUUAUGGAGUUUCCUGAAAUCGAGGAGUCAUCAGUAAUGCAGCUGGCUGAGAUGGGCUUUCCCCUGGAGGCGUGUCGGAAAGCUGUCUACUAUACGGGCAGCAUGGGGGCUGAGGUGGCCUUUAACUGGAUCAUUGCACACAUGGAAGAACCUGAUUUUGCUGAGCCGCUGUCGCUAUUGGGAUAUAAUGAAGCUUCUCUCCCAGAGGUGGGCCUGGCUGGAGGAGCCUCUGCCGUAGAGAAACAGCCGCCAGAGGAGAUUGUUGCCAUUAUCACAUCCAUGGGAUUCUCCAGGAACCUCGCUAUUCAAGCCUUGAAAUCAACUAAUAAUAACCUGGAGCGAGCACUGGACUGGAUCUUCACACACGCGGACAGUGAGGAGGAGAGUGAAGUAGCGUCUGAUACAGAGACCAAUGUCAAUGCAGAAGCAGAGGCAGAACCUGCAGGGCCCAGAAUCAGGGAUGGACCUGCAAGAUAUGAGCUCUUUGCCUUUAUUAGCCAUAUGGGAACAUCCACAAUGUCUGGCCAUUAUGUUUGCCAUAUCAAAAAAGAGGGAAGGUGGGUUCUCUACAACGAUCACAAAGUCUGUGCCUCAGAGAAACCUCCGAAAGACCUGGGAUACAUCUACUUCUACCAGCGCCUGGCCUUCUAGUACCCAGACCUGUGAUUGACAGCCGUGGCCUUGGCUCUUCCCAAAGAGCAGCACAAACACUACAAACUGUCAGAGCUCAGGGGGAGAGACUGGAUCCCUGAUUUACUGCAAAUACCUUAUUUAUAGAAAACAAAGCUAAAAUGGAAUAUGAUGCCUGACAUAAGAGGGAUGAUUUUUAUCGUUUAUAUUAUUAUUUGUUGUUUUUAUUUCAAAGCAGCAUCUUUAGCGAAGCUGAAGAAACGUAUCGGAGUGUGUGCAAUCACUUUUAAGCACUGUCUCACACAUCAAAAUGAGUUCACUUCUUUCCCUUUGUGUCACUCUGCCGGUUCCCUCUUAUUUUAGCCUCACUUGUUGAGUUAUUGUCAUUUUUUGUUUUCUGAAUGUUCGGUGCAUAAAACACAGCAGGCCUUUAUCUUUUACAGACAAACCCUUGCUUUGGGCUUUGAGCUCCUAAACGGGAGUGUUAUUGUGUUCCGCUCCAACUAGAUUUUGAGACACACCUCAAUGAUUAAGUCAGAUUGUAAAUAUGCGCAAUCCGUGACUCGGUGCUGAUGCCAACGCUCUCGGAUCAGGAGUGUGUAGGUUGUGCUAUUCAAUCAUUAAAUCUAGAAUCACGUGUUCCUGAAUAUAGACAAUCCUUCUGCAAAUCUGGUGUCAUUGAGCGGAGUCUCUGUGAAGAACAUUGAAGUGUGACUGGCCAUUUAGCCAAUAGCAAAACCUUCCCAUCCCCACAGGCUCAGAGCCAGGCCCCAACUACUGCACAGUAAUGAAGCUCAGAUUGCCAGAAAUACUCUGCAAUAAAUACUGCACAGAAACCUGCCCGGGUCUGACAAGCCUGAGGUCAUUAUUAAGAUCUCUCGAUCUGUAGUGGUGUUUCACCAUUUCCCAUUGAAGACAAUCAACGGGAAGAAUUAAAUUAUAACAAAACACAGACUGGCGCAGUUUGAGGUUUUUAAGCCAUGUUAAGGUUCUGUAUUGCUGUAGAAUAAAUCAGUGAUUUACCAUCUAAUCUGAAAUACCACCAACAUCUCCAAGCUCCAUGAUGCCCAAACAUAAACUCUUACGCAUGAAGACUGCUUAGAGUUUUGUAAUGUGAACUCAUGCCAAUAACUGGAUUGAGAUUUUAAAGGUGAUAGAUAGAUUUUAAGAUUUUUGUAAACGUAUUAUACUGCAACACUCAAACCAAUCCCCUCCCCACCACCAUUUUGUUUUCUUAAGUAACUGCAAUAUUACAUUUCUUGAGUUACAUAAAGUGAUCCAGUAUUUGGCCCAACUCGUCUGUUUAUUCUCCACAUGAUUCUCCUAUUCCCUUCUCCGUCACGAUUGCAUCAAGUUUUUCUUAAAUACACUGAUGCUAAUUGCUUCAAUCACAGCUGCUGGCAAUGAGGUCCACAUUCUCAACAGCCUCUGAUCCUAACCUGAGGAUCUCAAUCUAAAAUGAUCAAGUUAAAGGGAAACAACAAGGCAAGGACUGUCUUUGACUGUGGCAUAUAAGGGUUGUGCAGGGAAUGUGUGUGGGAGGCAAUGAGUGUGUGUGGGGGGGGGAUCCUACCAUUCUCCAUUGUUUAGAGAACUAUUUAAAGAAAGUGUUUAUAACCAAAGAUAUAUAAGGAUGGUCCUUACAAAGGGUCUAACUAACUGACCAUGUCUGGUCAAAGGUGCUAUUGAUAUUCUUAAGGGUUUGACUUACCUCCCAACUUGUAGCAGUUGUGAUUCUUGUGGCCCCCAAAUAAGCAGCGGCCAAACCCCAGGGACCUUUGUUCCUCUCAAGAUCAACAUCAUCGUCUUUCGUCUUGUUUUCGUAAGUAAAUCUUCAUCGUAAUGUUAGUCAGUAAUGGCGAGUUACAGAGUCACUGACACAUGGUGGCAGGUGACAUUAGCAACCCUUUCAGUACAGUCAGGAACUCAAGGCUCAUCAGAAACCUGGGUGGGUGGUGUGUUUGUGUGGGUGUGGGUCUAGUGUGUGGGGGGUGGUCUUUCGGUUUCUAUUGAGAAGCGAGAGAAUGUGUAAUGUUUGAUGUGGAAAUAACCAGCAUCAGAGCUGAGAAUGUCUGCACUUCUUUGUUGCCUCUUAACUCCCCUCCCCAGGCCAGGCUCUCACUCUCCUGCAGAGGAUGACACUGCAAUUUGGUUGAUGUGAAAAUUUAAGAAACAAUCUUUGUUUGUUCUCAAUGUCCUUCACUUUGCCACCUUGGGCCUCGCUGAUCUGUAAACUUGCAGCAUUUGGGGUGAUCUUGGGAUAUUGCUCGGAAAUGCUGCUGUUAUCAGAUCCCACUCUGUGUAACCCAGACUCAUGUAAUUGGAAAUUAUUGGAAAACUUUGGUGCACAAUUUUGCCCAAUGCUGCAUGUGCACAGCACUGGAAUAGUUCAAUAAAUUGUUGUUGAAAAGUC
Callorhinchus milii (elephant shark) is the source of this 5060-nucleotide messenger RNA. It is a transcript of the gene usp13, whose product is annotated as ubiquitin specific peptidase 13. The coding region runs from base 137 to 2668 and encodes 843 amino acids. The transcript has 21 exons. Lineage: Eukaryota; Metazoa; Chordata; Chondrichthyes; Chimaeriformes; Callorhinchidae. Gene Ontology annotation, biological process: protein deubiquitination. The record is from RefSeq and is a predicted model, not a curated record. Gene Ontology annotation, molecular function: zinc ion binding; cysteine-type deubiquitinase activity; protein binding.